Durusdinium trenchii is the source of this 1725-nucleotide messenger RNA. Lineage: Eukaryota; Dinophyceae; Suessiales; Symbiodiniaceae. The record is from the annotation of a GenBank genome assembly.
AUGCCGACGCUGAGCUCGGAGUUGCCGUUGACACAUCGAAACCCCGCUUCGAGGGAAGCCACGAAGCCUGGUCCUGAUGCCUGGGUGGCGAAAUUCCUGGCCCCAGAUUUGUUGGAGGUGAUGCUAUGGGAUGGACGAGAGAUGCCCGAGCCAGGCGAGAAGGUUUCGCUGCUCUUGGCACCCAUUGAGCUCUUGAGUUUCAAGCGCCGGAAACGUGGCGAAGCCGACCUGACCGAGACUUCGUUUUGGGGCUUGACCGGGACGCCCUGCUUGGACGGCUUUCUUCCCGUCGCGGAGCUGCUCCGGGCCUGCAGCGCGGUGGAUUUGAUGCCCUUCCGCCGGCAGCUGGAUGCCCACGCCCUGGCUCAACGUGCUUUGGAAUACAUGGUUCGCGCCAACGGCAACUUGGACGGCUUAGAGGUCCAUGAAGAGUUGGUAUCACUUUACCAGACCCCUGCAGAGCGUGCCAUCUACGUCCACUUGGCCAACCGCUCUCACUUCCGCUUGGACGGCCCCUCCGACUGCGAUGCGGAGACCGAAAGCGCGGCCCUGCUGCGGCGCCGCAAGGAUGCGUGCGAGACAUCGCGAGCCUGGCUACUGUUGGCGGCCCAAAAGAUGGAGAUGCACAUCCUACAGGCGCAACAGGCCGAGAUGUUACCCACCUUGGUGGCGGAGCAGUAUGCGCAAUUGCUUGCUGAAGUGGAUGGCGGCGUGCGAGCCGUGAGCUGCGAGCGGACGGUCUCGCAGGUGGAAGGCGCCAAAGCGGCGCGCUCCGCCGCCAGCAAAGGCCGCCGGAGGCACGAGCGCGAGGCCGAUGCCUUGAUCCUCCAGGCGAUCUUGGAGGUUCGAUCGGAGCCGCCAGCGUCUGCGGAGUCUGCGGAGGUGGUGGAGGUGGCUGCUGGCUUGGAGCUGCUGGAAGAAGUGAAACAGGCGUGCGCUUCUGGCCCUGGCGGCUUUGGCCGGGCCCAGGAGCUGAAAGAGAAGGUGGAGAAGACGCAGCUGCAGCUGCGCUUCAACGGCACCGAGGUGGAGAAACUUCCCAGUGGCUUCAUAGCAGGCUGGGGCCCCGAUGACUUGUACUAUCCGCCCUGGAUGGAGGGACGAUGGCGAGUGGUGCAAACUCUUGAAGGCUAUGCGGCGCCAAUGGGAAAGCAAUUCUUGGCCAACGGCCAAAGUGCAGUGGCUGAGAAGGUUCUAUCCGAACAGCAGAGCCAGUUGGGUAAGCCGGUCUCCUUUGAGCUCCGGAACAACAUCGUAGAAGACCGCGCCUUCAACACGAGAGCGAAGCUCAAUGCCUUUGCAGGGCGAGAAGUGGUGAAGAGCGUGGAGUAUGUGGACGUGCCCGACAACACACGUGAAAGCACCAUGCAGGGCGGCAAUGGUCCGCAGGAUCCAUUGCGCACAGUCAUCGUGAACUUCAAAGGUGCUGUCCAGAAGAUCUUCAUCACAGCCCUUCAGUUUGAAGAUGGCUCUGACGGCGAUGUUUGGAGAGGUCUCGCCAGCACACGUACUUUGUUUGCCGCACCUGGUGCUGGCUACAAUCCACUCACCGUGGAUGAAGAAGUGGUAACUGCGCUGCGGAAGACGGAUGCAGAGAUCAAAGGACGCCUACGGCUGCUGGGCUUUUUGAAUCCCAACGACCAAUUGUUCUUCAAAGCUGGAAAUCGUGCGGUGAGCAUCGCGGACUACAGCCUCAAGUUCGAGCCCAUCAAAGACUCUGAGUGA